CCGCCCCGCAGGCAGUCACUUCUUCUAGGGCUGCUACUUCUUCUGCUCGCACGUGGGCUGGUGAAUCGAAAAAUCCCGCUGCAGACCCGCAGCUCCAGGAUUCAGAACCACAGCAACAGAACGGAAACUAUGCUGCUUAUCUUUUCUUUUGUUAUGUUGACAUCAGACCUGUCUUGAGUCUUCAAAUCUCCUUUAGCCAGACGUUUGGCAUUGAACUUAAGAAGUGCUUCUUAUAUCAACCUUCUACACUGGAUGACACCGGCAUACAGUCGUUUUUCUACACCAAAAAACUGCUCUGAAUAUUGAGGCUUUCUAAAUACAGAAUCUUGAGCAGGUCAAUGCUCCAAACACUGCUUCAACCUGCUGUGAAGCCAUGCUGAGAGCAAUUAAACAAGCAGAAGAGUCUUCCCUUCACCAUCAGAGAGACACGUUUAACAGUCUGUCUCCCAUGAGCUCAAUAGACUGUCUCUCUGUCACAUUCGGAUCACAGACCGCAUUCGUGUCUGACCGAGCAUCUUUUGGAGAGGAAUGCUUUAAAAAUGUAGCAGAAGUCAGCUGUGGCUCUUAAGUCUCCUUGACCUUCAGUGGCCACAACUGUGUUCAACAUUCAAUACUGUAGCCGGAUUAAUUGUAAGGGCCGGAGAGAAGAGGGCCUUCAUGAAUAACUACAUUCAGAAUGCAGAAAACCUUGACAAGUAUGAAGUCCGUCCUUCAGGAGUUCCUCGAGGUUCAGCAUCGCAGAUCUUUAACCGGUAACUCGCUUGACCCUGUGCAAACAACAGAUGGCCCAGAACAGAACCAGACCAGAAUAACCUAAUACAGCAGUGAGUGAAGUACUGAUGUUUGUUCAGUGUUACUCUGGGGUCAAACCACAGCGGAGGGUGAGCUGAACGGCUGGAUAGUUUAUUGAUCCGAGUGAUGUGCUGCAUUUCUCUCUGCUGGGCUGGAGUGUUUUGAUUGACAGCUGCUCCUGUGCUGAUCAGCUGCCCCAGGUCUCUAGUGAUGGAUUUGAAGAUUCUGCAGAGACUGUAUUGAGCUGUAGCUGCUACUUAUCUGUAUUUGCUUUCUAACAGCUGCGGAGCAUGAGCUCUCCCGAUGUGUGACGAAGGCGAGGGUCUCCGUGUCUCCUCUUCCUACUCCUCCCCACCCUCCACCUCCUCUCCCGCUCAUCUCCUUCAGAGAUCCCCGGUGCGUCGGGCAUCUGCGCCACUGCCACACGCUCACCCCCCGGAUAGGCGAUCCAGGAACGCGUCGCUGCGCGAUUUGCAGGAGUUGAUCAAAGGCACACCGGCGCGUUUUGGGCGAUGGUGCGAAGCGUCUCCAGUGCGCGGCGGUCUUCAGCACCACGGACAGCGGCGCGGAUCUCUUCGCUCUCCCGCUCAUGAUCCGCACAGCCCGGAUGAGUUUCUAGAGAACUGCGCUCUGCCUCACGCGUCAGCGGUCAUGCAUCGCAGGCACACCACCCUUCGAGAGAAGGGGCGUCGCCAGGCCGUCCGAGGCCCUGCCUACAUGUUCAAUGAACGUGGGACCAGCCUCACAGCAGAGGAGGAACGUUUCCUUGAUGCCGCAGAGUACGGCAACAUUCCUGUUGUCCGCAAGAUGUUGGACGAGUCCAAAACGCUCAACUUCAACUGUGUGGACUACAUGGGUCAGAACUCGUUGCAGCUAGCAGUCGGCAAUGAACACCUGGAGGUCACGGAGCUCCUACUGAAGAAGGACGGAAUGGCGCGCAUAGGUGACGCGCUCCUAUUGGCCAUCAGCAAAGGAUACGUGCGAAUCGUUGAGGCCAUACUGGCCCACCCGGCAUUCGCGGGAGGAUUGAGACUCACCUUAAGCCCGUUGGAGCAAGAACUGAGGGACGACGACUUCUACGCCUACGACGAGGACGGGACACGAUUUUCCCACGACGUGACGCCUGUGAUCCUGGCCGCCCACUGUCAGGAGUACGAGAUCGUCCACAUUUUGUUGAUUAAGGGCGCCAGGAUUGAGCGACCGCAUGACUACUUCUGCAAGUGCUACGAGUGUACGGAGAAACAGAGACGAGACUCCUUCAGCCACUCCAGAUCGCGCAUGAACGCGUACAAAGGGCUCGCCAGCGCCGCCUACCUGUCAUUGUCCAGUGAAGACCCCGUGCUGACGGCUCUUGAGCUCAGCAAUGAACUUGCACGCCUUGCCAACAUAGAGACAGAGUUUAAGAAUGAGUACAGGAAGUUAUCCAUGCAGUGCAAGGAUUUUGUGGUUGGUGUUUUGGAUCUGUGUCGUGAUACAGAAGAAGUGGAGGCCAUUCUGAACGGUGAUGUGGAUCAGAACCCAACCACAGAACAGAGACCCUGUCUAAGUCGGGUCAAACUCGCCAUCAAAUAUGAAGUCAAAAAGUUUGUGGCUCAUCCAAACUGUCAGCAGCAGCUCCUGACCAUCUGGUAUGAGAACCUGUCGGGUCUGAGACAGCAGUCUAUUGGUGUGAAGUGUCUGACGGUUCUGGGUGUUACUGUCGGUCUGCCCUUCCUCGCCAUUGCUUACUGGAUCAUGCCCUGUAGCAAGCUGGGCCAGAUAUUGCGGAGUCCCUUCAUGAAGUUUGUAGCUCAUGCUGUCUCUUUCACCAUCUUCUUGACUCUGCUGAUUCUGAACGCAUCGGACCGCUUUGAAGGGGUGAAGAACCUCCCGAACGAGACCAUAACAGAUCACCCACGACAGGUGUUUCGGGUCAAGACCACCCGGUUCUCCUGGACAGAGCUGCUUAUCAUGAAAUGGGUUCUAGGAAUGAUCUGGUCUGAGUGUAAGGAGAUCUGGACGGAUGGUCCACGCGAGUACGUCAUGCACCUGUGGAACGUUCUGGACUUUGGAAUGCUGUCCAUCUUUGUGGCAUCAUUCACAGCUCGCUUCAUGGCGUUCCUCAAAGCGUCCAAAGCUCAGCUCUACGUUGACCUGCAUGUUCCCAACCACGACAUCAGCAAUGCGUCACUUCCUGAUGACAUCGCCUACUUCACAUAUGCAAGGAACCGGUGGAGACCAUCAGAUCCUCAGAUCAUCUCAGAAGGUCUGUAUGCCAUCGCUGUGGUCCUGAGCUUCUCUCGUAUCGCCUACAUCCUCCCGGCCAACGAGAGCUUCGGCCCGCUGCAGAUCUCUCUGGGUCGUACGGUGAAGGACAUCUUCAAGUUCAUGGUCAUCUUCAUCAUGGUCUUCGUGGCUUUCAUGCUUGGCAUGUUCAACCUGUACUCAUAUUACCUGGGUGCCAAAUACAAUCCGGCCUUCACCACGGUUGAAGAGAGUUUCAAGACUCUGUUCUGGUCUAUUUUUGGUCUGUCAGAGGUGAUUUCUGUGGUUUUGAAGUACGAUCACAAGUUUAUCGAGAACAUCGGUUACGUCCUGUACGGGGUUUAUAAUGUUACGAUGGUGGUGGUUCUGCUCAACAUGUUGAUUGCAAUGAUAAACAGCUCUUACCAGGAGAUUGAGGAAGACGCUGAUGUUGAAUGGAAGUUUGCUCGUGCCAAACUCUGGUUGUCGUAUUUCGAUGAGGGGCGGACCCUUCCUGCUCCAUUUAACCUGGUGCCCAGCCCAAAAUCCUUUUACUACCUGAUCAUCAGGGUUAAGUCCGGCCUCCUGCGACUAUGUAAGGGCAAAGGUCAUCGACAUGGUAGCGAGCUGGAAAUGGGAAUGCUCAACUCACGGCUAAAGUAUGAUCAUCAUCGAGCAACUAUCAGAAAGAGAGAUGAGAACACCAUAAAGAAACCCAUUAAAAACCCAACACGCUAUCAGAUAAUGAAGCGUUUGAUUAAGCGCUAUGUUCUGAAGGCUCAAGUCGACAGAGAGAAUGAUGAAGUUAAUGAAGGUGAGCUGAAGGAAAUUAAACAGGACAUCUCCAGUCUUCGCUACGAGCUUCUAGAAGAGAAAUCUCAGGCCACUGGAGAACUGACGGAUCUCAUUCAACAACUCAGCGACAAGUUCGGCAGAAAUGCAAAAAAACAACCUUAAAAAUGUGCUGAAAUGCAUGAGGAAUGAAAGGAGGAGAAAGGUGAUGAAUACACUGUGAUAUUGUGUUAUUUAAUUUGGAAAUAUUUGAACUGACUGUAACUGUGUGAAAGUACAUAAAGCAGAUUUCUUUUUCACUUCCUGCAGGCUUUCUAAUUAACACACAACACACUGAGUAUCAUUUCACACAUUACAGUACAUGUGGGCUUGUACCACAGAUUUUACAAGUUUAAAGUAUCAAGUUCAUGCAAGCACAUUUAUUAGCAGAAACUGUGUGUGUGCGCGCACGUGUGUGUGUGUGUGUGUGUGAGAGAGAGAGAGAAAGAGUUUACAUACUGUAGCUCGCACACCCUUUUUUUUGCUAGUACUUUUGCAAGUACUUAAACAUCCUUUCAUUUCACUAGCACGACUUUUACAACAAUCCAUAUGUUAAGAAAGCUUAUUUUUCACAUCUACAAGGAAAAACUAAUUAUUAAGCAACAUAUGUUGUGCUGUUUAUAACUAAAAAUAAAAGUGCCCUGAUGUUGA
Molecule: messenger RNA, 4497 nt
Organism: Misgurnus anguillicaudatus (oriental weatherfish)
Lineage: Eukaryota; Metazoa; Chordata; Actinopteri; Cypriniformes; Cobitidae
Gene: trpc7b
Product: transient receptor potential cation channel, subfamily C, member 7b
Biological process (GO): single fertilization; calcium ion transmembrane transport; regulation of cytosolic calcium ion concentration
Cellular component (GO): plasma membrane; cation channel complex
Molecular function (GO): protein binding; store-operated calcium channel activity; inositol 1,4,5 trisphosphate binding
Source: RefSeq, a predicted model, not a curated record